Messenger RNA from Phaedon cochleariae (mustard beetle), 540 nucleotides. Lineage: Eukaryota; Metazoa; Arthropoda; Insecta; Coleoptera; Chrysomelidae. The record is from the annotation of a GenBank genome assembly.
AUGAAGGCUUUUGCAGAAGUCAUAAAAGAACUGUGGUCGGAAAAUUCGACUGACCAAGGUGUCAAUAUGAACUCUUUGAAGUGCACAAUCCAAAAAUUUGCGCCGUGCUUCAUCGGUAAUGCACAGCAAGACGCACAAGAAUUCAUGCGCUCUCUGCUCUUGGGUUUGCACGAGGAUAUCAAUAAGGUUAUCGAGAAGUCCGAUCCUGAGUUUACAGAUGUCGAAGAAAUUCUGGAUGUCAACGAAAUGGCUUUGGAAUCGUGGUCGAGAUUCUUGAAAGUGGAGAAUUCGGAGAUAGUCAAUAAUUUCGUUGGUCUGCUUAAGUCUUCAUUGAACUGCACGUAUUGCGGCUAUUCCUCAGUGACGUUUGAUCCCUUUUGGGAUUUGCCAUUGCCAAUACCACAGCGAACGCGCCAACUGAGUUUGUUCCAAUGCUUGGACUCAUUUACCAGAGAGGAGUCAUUGAAUGGCGAAGACAAGCCUACUUGCCCCAAAUGCAAGGAAAGGCGAAAAUGUACAAAGUCAUUAUCUUCCAUCUGA